AUGGAAUUUCCGAUCCGGAUUUUGGUUCUUUUUGCAUUGCUCGCUUUUCCGGCAUGCCAAGGUGCAAUCCGCAAGUACACAUUUAACGUGGUAACGAAGCAAGUAACGCGGCUUUGUUCAACGAAACAGAUCGUUACCGUUAAUGGUAAAUUCCCGGGACCCACAAUCUACGCUAAUGAAGACGACACAAUUCUCGUUAACGUCGUUAAUAACGUCAAGUAUAACGUCUCUAUCCAUUGGCACGGAAUAAGACAAUUAAGAACCGGUUGGGCCGAUGGACCGGCUUACAUAACCCAAUGUCCAAUCAAACCGGGUCACAAUUACGUGUAUAACUUCACGGUCACGGGACAACGUGGCACGCUCUGGUGGCACGCACAUGUACUCUGGCUCCGAGCUACGGUUCAUGGUGCUAUUGUGAUUCUGCCUAAACCGGGUCUACCUUACCCGUUCCCUAAACCACACAGAGAAGAAGUUAUCAUUCUAGGUGAGUGGUGGAAAUCAGAUACCGAAACGGUUGUUAACGAAGCUCUAAAAUCCGGUUUAGCACCAAAUGUCUCAGAUGCUCACGUCAUUAAUGGUCAUCCUGGUCUUGUCCCAAAUUGCCCAUCACAAGGUAAUUUUAAAUUAGCGGUGGAGAGCGGGAAAACAUACAUGUUACGGCUAAUAAACGCAGCGAUGAACGAAGAGCUCUUCUUCAAGAUCGCCGGCCACCGUUUCACCGUCGUGGAAGUGGACGCCGUUUACGUCAAACCCUUCAACACCGAUACAAUCCUAAUCGCUCCCGGUCAAACAACCACCGCAUUAGUCUCCGCUGCUCGUCCUUCCGGUCAAUACCUAAUCGCUGCCGCUCCAUUCCAAGAUUCCGCUGUAGUCGCCGUAGACAAUCGCACCGCAACCGCCACCGUUCAUUACUCCGGUACACUCUCCGCCACACCAACCAAAACCACUUCACCUCCGCCUCAAAACGCUACUUCCGUGGCAAACACGUUUAUUAAUUCACUCCGGAGUCUCAAUUCAAUCACAUAUCCGGCUAAAGUUCCCAUCACCGUCGAUCAUGAUCUGUUAUUCACCGUUGGAUUAGGAAUCAACCGUUGUCACAGUUGUAAAGCCGGGAACUUUUCACGUGUAGUCGCCGCGAUAAACAACAUUACAUUCAAAAUGCCUACCACUGCUCUGCUUCAAGCACAUUACUUUAACCUAACCGGAAUCUACACGACCGAUUUCCCCGGAAAACCACACCGGUUUUUCGAUUUUACCGGAAAACCGCCUUCGAAUUUAGCAACCAUGAAGGCUACUAAGCUUUACAAGCUCCCUUAUAAUUCGACGGUGCAAGUUGUUUUGCAAGAUACAGGAAAUGUGGCUCCAGAGAAUCAUCCUAUUCAUCUUCAUGGAUUUAAUUUCUUUGUGGUUGGUUUUGGAAUUGGGAAUUAUAACUCUAAAAAAGAUUCUAAGAAAUUUAAUCUGGUUGAUCCGGUGGAGAGAAACACCGUCGGUGUACCUUCCGGUGGUUGGACGGCCAUCAGAUUCCGAGCAGAUAAUCCAGGGGUUUGGUUUAUGCAUUGCCAUUUAGAGGUACACACAACAUGGGGAUUAAAGAUGGCUUUCUUGGUGGAAGACGGCAAAGGCCCAAACCAAUCAAUUCUUCCUCCUCCAAGUGAUCUUCCCAAAUGUUGA
Messenger RNA from Arabis nemorensis, 1674 nucleotides. NCBI's taxonomy places the organism in Eukaryota, Viridiplantae, Streptophyta, Magnoliopsida, Brassicales, Brassicaceae. The record is from the annotation of a GenBank genome assembly.